UUUAUUUUGUACAUUAUUGUUAAUUUUUUCCAUUUUUUUUUAUUUUUACAAUUUUUAAAUUUUCAAUUCUUACCACUUUUAUUAUUAUUUUAAUAUUGUUCUGAUAUUAUUAUUAGUUAUAAUAUCAUUAUUUCAUUUAUAUUUUUACCAUAUCUUUAUUUUCACAAUGGUAAAUCAGUCUCCCAAUUUGAAGAAUCUGAAUCCCUCAUCUCCUCAGCCGUUACCUGAAAUACAAAAUUUUGAAAGUGAAAAUAACGUCAAUAAUGAAAACUCUAAAAAGAUUUCGCCAAUAAACCAUGAAACUAUUAAGUGCACUCAACUCACCACAAUUAAUAAAACCUCUGAAUCAAGUGAAUCAAGUGAAUCAAAUGAGUCCAAUCAAUUAAAUAUAUCAAAUAUAUCAAAUAAAUCAAAUAAAUCUAAUGAACUAAAUAAAUCUAAUAAAUUUCUUAAACUAUCUAAAACCCCAGAAUUAUCUGAAUCAAAUGAGUCAUCAAAUGAUUCUCCAAAUGAUUCUUCAAAUUCAGAUAAAAUCACUGAAACAAAUAAUGACAAUAACUCAUCCGAUGAAAGAAAAAUCUUUAAAUCAUUACCUUAUGUUCCCUUUGACAAAGGUAUCCCCAAAAUUCAACAGCAAUUUCAAAAUUUCCAACAAAAUCAAAAAUUUAACUAUUCUCAAUACAUCACUGAAAAUAUUAACAUCUUUUCAAACUCAACUAAAAAUACAAGACAAAAUUCAACUUCAAAUUUACUAAUCAAAAAUGCAAAGGAAAACAACCAAUCAAUCAUCUCUUUCACCCAAGCCUUAAGAAAUCCCUUACCUCCUUAUUUUUUCAGCAAAACUGAUGAUUUUACAAACAACUCCUCCAUCAGAAAGAGAAACAGAAACCGUAACCAUUUAUUUUCAAUCAAUCCAACUAAAAAACAAAAACUAAAUUCAAAUGCCGAACAUUUAAUUCUUCAAUCAAAUCCAAACAACAAACUUGUUCCUUUACUACCUUUGGUCCAAAAGAAAUCUCCCUCCUCCACUUCCACCAACAAACUAUUCCAAAAUAUAGAAAUAAAGCCUAAACCAAAUUCAACAACUCAUACCUCUCAAAAAUCUUAUGUAAAAAUCAUCCGCCCAUCUAUACACAAUCCUUCCGAUAACACCUCAUCAAUCAACAAUAAAAAACAAAUUAUCAUUAAAAAUAAAAUCAACAUCAAUAUCAAACAUCUAAACAAAAACGCAAAUACAAACACAAACACCAACACAAAUACAAACACAAACAUCUCUCAAGAACCAAACGGUCUUAAUAUUCCCAAUAGCCCCAACAGUUCUGCUUCCAAUGCCGAUGACGACUAUGAUGCAAAUAGCAACAACUCCAAAGCUAGAUACGCUUCCAAAAAAAACACAAGAAAGAAGCAUCGCAACUCUCACUUAGGUUGUGCUACCUGCAAAUGUCGAAGAAUCAAAUGUGACGAAAAACUACCCGAAUGUGGAAAUUGUGUUCGUGCAAAAUUACAAUGCGCCUAUUUGGCUCUUGACCCAAUCGCAAGAGAAGCUCUAAAGGCUGCCCAAAAAGCUCAGGCUGCCAGAAGAGAAAUUUCUGACUUGAAUAUAGCUUCUAGGCAAAUGAUCAAAGUUGGUUCUGGUGUCUUGUCUGGCAAAAUCUCUCCUUUGAAUCUAUCUCUUUUUAGCAAAAAUUUCAACGAUCAAAAAAUCAUCGCUUUUCAAAAGACUCUUUCAAAUUCAAUGCCUUUACCUUCGAACUCUUUAUCAGUAACUUUAAAUCCAAUCACUCUUUCGCCAUCAGAAGGUUCAGAUUCAACCCACAAUCACUAUCAAUCACCCUCAAAUAAUGAAGAACAAAGCGUUGUCUCUGACAAAGAAUCUUUCAAUGAAACAACUGGUAACGAAGACACUAAUAUUGACAAAAUCCCUAACAUUCAAUCACCCACUGCCAAGCAAAAGAAAACCAAUUCUUUGCAACUAUCUAAUGACAAAAUUCAAACAAAUAAUCAAAUUCCUGCCACACAAAUCGACAAUAAGAAAAAAAAUACGAAUAAAAGAAAGCUGUUUGAAAUAGCAGAAUCUUCUCUAAAAUCAACACCAAACCAUAGUUUUCAUGAAAACAACCAACGUAAUUUGUCAAUUAGUGAUGAUGGAUCCUCAUCAUCAAGUCAUAUAAUGAGCCAAAACCCCCCUUAUUUUUGCUCCUCUAUUUUAAAACCUCCAUCUCAGUUUAAGGCUGAAUGUGAAUCUGAGGGCAGAUCUCCCAGCUCUGUUUCAACCGUUCUUUCUCAAGAUUUCAACCUUGAAGAGUCAAAAUCUGAGAUUGAAGCAAAAGUCAACGCCCAAACAAAAUCAAAACUUAAAGAGCUCCCUCUUGUUGCAAAUGCUCGUUCUCUUGUAUUGCGCUCUUCUAAAAAGGAAAAAAAUUCUAACCAACAAUCGAAACACAAUAAACCAAUUGUUAUGGCAUACCCUCUUCCUUACCACUCGUUUAAUGCACUACCUCUUAGUUCAAGACAUCCUACCGAACCCUUUCUGCAACUAAAUACAUUGCCUCCUCAAUUUCCAAACGGUUUAAAUUUUCCAUCGGAUAAUUAUGAUGAUUCUCAUCAUAUUGCUGACUUUAAUUAUUAUCAUUCACAUUCACGUUCACAUUUAUAUUCACAUUCAAAUACACACCCUCACUCUCCUCAAUCUUCUCACUCUCACUCACAUUCUAACUCACACUCACAUUCACACCCACAUAGACAUAGACAUCCUCAUUUACAACCAUAUCCACCAUUAUCUCCUUCACAGCGUUUGCCUUUUAAUUUUCAAAAAGUUCCAUAUGGCCCAAAUUUUAAUGACCCAUCCAUUCCUUUAGCUCAUCCUCUUCAUUCACCUAAUCCAAACUUUAUGGCUAAUUUCCCGGGCUACAACAACGGUCAUAUCCCUUCAAACGUUUUUAACCAAAACAAUCCCUAUAAUCCAAAUAAUAAUCAUGCUUAUGAUAUUUAUCCACCUAAUGGUGGUCAUCCUCCAAAUGGCAAUUAUCCACCGAAUAUUAAUUAUCCUCCUAAUAGAAAUUAUCCUCCUUAUGGCAAUUAUCCACCUAAUGUUAAUUAUCUCCCCAACAUAAAACCCCUUACAAAUCACAACUUUUCUCCUAACAUUAGCUAUCUUUCUAAUCAUAAUCACUUUCUAAAUAAUAAUUAUUCUGCAAAUAACACUUAUGCUAAUAAUAAUCUCCCAAAUAUUAGUGACAAUCCUAAUAGCAAAGAUUUUAGUGCAAAUAACAGUUAUAAAAAUAACGUUAGUUACAAUAACAACAAUAGCAAUAUUAUACCAAACAACAACAUUCAAACAAAUAAUGAAAAUAAUAUAAAUGUUCUGAAUAAUAUAAAUAACAUGAACAAAAUAAAUCUCAAUAACAAUAACAAUAUAAAUAAUGAUACUAUAGAAAACGGUGAUACUAACAACAACAAUAAUAAUAAUGACAAUAGUACCAAUAAUAAUAAUAAUAAUAAUAAUAAUAAUAAUAAUAAUAAUAAUAAUAAUAGCACUUCAAACCAUCCGGUUUCUAAUACAUCCUCUGAUUUAAAAGAUAAUUCCUCUAGGAACUCUCGUUCUGGAAGUCCAUCUGAUAUUGAUCUAAACAAAAAAGAAGAUUCAAAGUCUAAUAUUACAUUUUUACUAAACUGAAUUCUAAUCUUUCAUUUCUUUUUCUUGUAUAAUCAACAACUUAGAGCAAUUAGACAUUGUUCAAUUUUUAGAAUUUUACGACUUUUGCUUUGAAUUUCUUUGUGACAAUACUUUUAAACAGGAAACCUUGUUGGUUAGAUAUCAACACGAGUUUAAUUUUUUUC
Messenger RNA from Ascoidea rubescens DSM 1968, 3840 nucleotides. Its product is annotated as Zn(II)2Cys6 transcription factor domain-containing protein. The record is from RefSeq and is a predicted model, not a curated record. Gene Ontology annotation, molecular function: DNA-binding transcription activator activity, RNA polymerase II-specific; zinc ion binding. Lineage: Eukaryota; Fungi; Ascomycota; Saccharomycetes; Ascoideales; Ascoideaceae. The transcript is spliced from 2 exons. Gene Ontology annotation, biological process: regulation of transcription by RNA polymerase II. Bases 167 to 3676 code for a protein of 1169 amino acids.